Molecule: messenger RNA, 6307 nt
Organism: Solea senegalensis (Senegalese sole)
Lineage: Eukaryota; Metazoa; Chordata; Actinopteri; Pleuronectiformes; Soleidae
Gene: kcnh4b
Product: potassium voltage-gated channel, subfamily H (eag-related), member 4b
Exons: 16
Coding region: 1639-5307 (1222 amino acids)
Biological process (GO): potassium ion transmembrane transport; regulation of membrane potential
Cellular component (GO): membrane
Molecular function (GO): voltage-gated potassium channel activity
Source: RefSeq, a predicted model, not a curated record
UACAUUUAUUCUGUAUUCAGUGACAUAUUGAUGUAGGAUCUAUUUAUGGUUUUUAUUCAGGUGCUGGCUGCAAAACCUGAAGUUGCACAUAAAUCACAGUGACAAUUCAGCUUUACAAUUGAGUAAAACUCAGACUUUCCCUCCUGUUCAUAACCUCCUCUAGUCACAAUUAAAGUGGACACAACCAUCACAGUCUUUAGGCCCAUUAUGUCACCUCUUCUGCCCAAAGUUGAGUCAAUUUUAACAUCAUUACAUUACACCUUAAACUGCUGUCAUUUAACGCGCAGACCAUCCGUAGUGAAGGGAAUAGGCUCAUCUUUCUCCGUUUACUGUAAAAUAAGAAAAUAUAUAUUAAAGUGGACAAGAAAUGUUCUAAACUGCCGAGCAUCAUCAUUAGAUGUUUACUGUAUCAGCUGAGCUGUGCCGUUUGCUUGGGUCAAAGUGAGAUAAGAUGUGAUGUUUCUUUGGUCCUCAUGAAAAACAUCUCCAGGCUUAUCCUUUUAAUCCGCUCUUAGCAGCUUUUACCCACAGAGCCUUAAUUCUCUCAUGAGGAUAUUGUAAGGGAUGGUAGUGACCAGCUCCAUCCAGAAGAGAGGAAAAAAGUUUGUUAAAAACAGCAAUAUUCAAAGAUUAGCUUAUACAGCUCCACCACAAAGUAGAUGCAGUAGAAGUAGAAAAUAAACAUAAAGAAAAACACUCACACACACACACUUCCACAAUUUCCCCUUAAGUCAGACUCCCAUGACAGAACAGCACAAUACCACAUGGUCUGGCUGAAUACAAUCGGCUGCAUUGACUGAAAUGCAGGUAAUCCAUCUUUCCUUGAUUUGCAGACAUGCACACAAAAGCCAUGUGCUGAUAGUAGCUCUAUGUGGUGUAAUGGUGCUGUCACCUGCUCCGAAAGCAUCCUCCUCCCUCCCUGCUCCCUCCUUCUCUCUCUUUCUCUCUCUCUCUCUACCCCCACCACAGAUGGAAACAGGUCCCCACAGAGGAUGCCAGCAUAUCAUUGGCUGGGCUAUCACAAGAGUGGAUGGAAGCAGGAGCGGGUGUGUGAGAGAGAGAGAAAGAGAGGGAGAGAAAGCUCCAGAGCACUACUCUGCCACAGCAUCCUGACAGAGUGCUGAGCUGACGGAUGAAAGAGGUGUGGACACAUGCCCUGUCUUUUUUUUUUCUUGUCUUGUAGAUCAGGUUCCUGGUCCACUUAUAAAUGGAAAACAGAGGUGAUAUAGAGCAUAACUUCUUCCACGCUGCUGCUGGAAGGAGCUCUCUGAGUAAGAGGAGCAGACAAUCAACAACUGGGCUGAUGGAUCAGAAGCUGUCUGGAUCUCAUCGUCAUCAGGACCAGAUCCCUCCUUGCUGACUUUUGCCGGUGAUUGCUACUCUUAAUUUCUCACCUAAACCUUUUCAGUGGUGGAUUGAGUUAUUCCAGGCUUCCCCAGGCUGCUCUGCUGUCUUUGCGAGAAGCUUCGCUUGGAGACAGGUAGUUGAGUUUACUGUAAAUGUGUGUCCAAGUGACUGGACUGCCACCCCUUAAAAGUCUCCUCCUGCCCCUGUUGAGUGCCCCUGGAAGCCACCUGCUCCAAUUUUGGGAUGGUGUGACGCCAAGCCAGUGGUUGGCUGCCCCACAUCUGGGCCAAGAUGCCAGUGAUGAAGGGCCUCCUGGCCCCCCAGAACACCUUUCUGGACACCAUAGCUACACGCUUCGAUGGCACCCACAGUAAUUUCCUGCUGGGUAACGCCCAGGGCCACCGCGGCUACCCCAUCGUCUACUGCUCGGACGGCUUCUGUGAACUGACGGGCUUCACAAGGACGGAGGUGAUGCAGAAGAACUGUAGCUGCCACUUCCUGUACGGCGCAGACACCAGCGAGCACGUGGCCCAGCUGAUGGAGAAGGCUCUGGAGGGCCGACAGGAGUACCAGACCGAGGUGCACUUCUACAAGAAGAACGGUACGGCCUUCUGGUGUCUGCUGGACAUCGUGCCCAUCAAGAACGAGAAGGGCGAAAUGGUCCUCUUCCUCUUCUCCUUCAAGGACAUCACAGACACGUAUGGAAAAGGCCACCACAACAGCAAGAGAGAAGUUUCAGACGACAAGAAGUGCCGGAGGAAGAGCAGCUCUCACUUCAGCCAGGCCAGGAAGCGAGGACGCACCAUGUUGUACCAUCUCACCCACCAGUUUUCGAGGGGAGGCAAAGGAGAGGUCAAUCUGGGAGGCGGCAUGAUUGACAAACCCUCAAUACCGGAGUACAAGGUGGCAGCAGUGCAGAAGUCACGCUUCAUUCUGCUCCACUACAGUGUGUCCAAAGCCCUGUGGGACUGGCUCAUUCUGCUGGCGACCUUCUACGUGGCCGUCACCGUGCCGUACAAUGUCAGCUUCACGCCAUACGACGACACGGUCACAGCUGCGCGCUCCACCAUCGUGAGCGACAUAGCGGUGGAAAUGCUCUUCAUCAUAGACAUUAUCCUGAACUUCCGCACCACCUAUGUGAGCCAGUCAGGCCAGGUCAUGUAUGAUGCACGAUCCAUUUGCAUUCACUAUGCCACCACCUGGUUCUUCGUGGACCUGGUCGCUGCCCUGCCCUUUGACCUGCUGUAUGCCUUCAACAUCACGGUGACCUCCUUGGUCCACCUGCUGAAGACGGUGCGCCUGCUCCGCCUCCUUCGUCUGCUUCAGAAACUGGACCGCUACUCUCAGUACAGCGCCAUGGUGCUAACCUUGCUGAUGUCUGUGUUCGCCCUGCUGGCGCACUGGAUGGCCUGCAUCUGGUACAUGAUUGGACGCAAGGAGAUAGAGACCAGUGAGAGCUGGGACAUCGGGUGGCUCCAUGAGCUGGGCAAACGCCUGGAGACGCCCUACAUCAACAGCACGGUGGGCGGCCCGACGGUGCGCAGCUCCUACAUCGCUGCCCUCUACUUCACCCUCAGCAGUCUGACCAGUGUGGGCUUUGGCAACGUCUGUGCCAACACGGACGCUGAGAAGAUCUUCUCCAUCUGCACCAUGCUCAUUGGCGCUCUGAUGCACGCCCUUGUGUUUGGUAACGUGACGGCCAUCAUCCAGCGCAUGUACUCGCGUCGUUCCCUCUACCACACGCGUAUGAAGGACCUGAAGGACUUCAUCCGCGUGCAUCGUCUGCCCCAGCAGCUCAAACAACGCAUGCUGGAGUACUUCCAGACAACAUGGUCUGUCAACAAUGGCAUAGACGCCAACGAGCUCCUGCACGACUUCCCUGACGAGCUGCGUGCAGACAUCGCCAUGCAUCUGAAUAAGGACAUUCUCCAGCUGCCUGUGUUUAAGGGGGCCAGCCGCGGCUGCCUGCGUUCACUCUCCCUACACAUAAAAACCUCCUUCUGCGUCCCUGGGGAGUACCUGAUCCGUCAGGGUGAUGCGCUGCAUGCCAGUUAUUUUGUCUGCUCUGGGUCUCUGGAGGUCCUGAAAGACAACAUGGUGCUGGCCAUACUAGGAAAAGGAGACCUGAUCGGCUCCGACUUGCCUAAAAUGGAGCAGGUGAUCAAGACUAAUGCUGAUGUGAAGGCGUUGACCUACUGCGACCUGCAGUACAUCAGUGUGCGAGGCCUCAGAGAGGUUCUUGAACUUUACCCUGAAUACGCCAGCGUGUUCGCCUCGGACAUCCACAACAACCUCACAUAUAACCUGCGUGAGGGCAGCCAGGACGAGGGUCUCAACAGAUUUUCAAGGUCACCCAGACUCUCACAUGAGUCCAAGCUCCCCUCUAUUGUGGAAACCAAGGGCGACGACUCGGACGACUCCUUCCAUCUCUCUCCAGGCACGCGCUCCCGCCGCAACCUCCUGCUGCCAAACUUGAGCAGCCCUGUCCGCCGCACGUCCCUGGGGAACCUCCUGGGAGACGAGUUGCGGCAGUUCAACGCCUUGCGACGCUGCCGCUCCCCGAAUCUGAGCCGUGGCUUCCGUGGGCAAAGCUUAUCCCCUCUGCCAACAACGAAACGUGAGCACAGCACCCCUGCGUCAGCUCCCAGCCUGGCUUCAGUUCGGCCAGAGCCGGACAAUGAGCAGAAGCCUUCAAAGCUGCUUAUACCAACUGUCACCUGCUACGGACCCCCAGACCUUAGUCCAAGGGUUGUAGACGGUAUCGAAGACAAUGGGCACACGUUCCAUUUCAACAUGGAGCACAGCGGGCGUAAGGCCAGCACGGGAGGCAGCGUCCAAGACUCCACGCAGCCAAAUGCCGCUCUGCUAAUAGAGACAGAGGAGGUCAAGCAGAGUAUCAGUCAGCUCAACCAGAAGAUGGGCUCCUUAAACCAGGAAGUAUCUGAGCUCACCAAGGGCCUACACCACAUGAUGCAUCUCCUUCAGACUUACAUGUCCGUGCAGCACUACAGUGUCCCCCUCCCCUCAUACCCAAACAGUGUACACAUGGUGGCAGGUCAUCUAACAGACCCCAACACUGGCAUGUCAUGCAAUCUAGCAUCAGCCUACCACUUCCACAAUGAACCUGGCAGCCAUGAAGGCCACAGCCACCAAAGUGUCUCAACCGCUGGCCACUGGAGCUGCAGUGGAACAGCCGAAACAGAGAUUCACCAUCAUCCUCAACCCUCUCGUCCACCCCUCUCUAUAAACCCUGAACCCAAGUUAGACUCAGGUCAUGGCUCUGAGAGCAUGACCCCACAUUUGUGGACCACUUCAUCUCUUCUCAGCGUCAGCUCAGGCUUCCAGGGUGGAAGUCCAGGCCUUUUACCUGACACUGAGCACAAAGACUCUGGCAACAGACCUCUCGGUACUCACCCGCCUACCAUCAGCCUGUCCCAGCCCACUUUGUGCCUGCAGCCUCCAAGUGAUAGUAAUGAACAUUCCAGUCAUUUGUCCAGCGCCACUGUGAGUGCGUCCACACACAGCCUGCUGGUCCCAUCACUGAGCUCUAACCCUCAUCACUGCCUGCCUUCAGAGUCCCAUCUCAGCUUAUCUCAAACCUCGCACGAGGACCUCUGCGGACAGAUGUCCACGCCAUCUUCUCUCAAUCUGCUCCAAGACGCGUCCAUCUUUCAAAUGGAGGACUCUUACCCUUCUAUCCACCCUGUCUCUGCCUCUCUGCCCACACUGCCCAGCCACCCUCUUGGACCCUCACUGGAUUUGGGGUCACCACGAACAGAUGAGCCCCCUCUCCCUCUGCAUGACCAAACUCCCAUCAAACAUAGGAGUUUGGAGUGCCUACUGGGGAACGGGGGAUCGAUGGAGAGCAGGGACAGUGAAAGUGUGUCAUCGCGGAGGUCCAGCAUCGGCGUCCAGACACAGAGCACAGAACAGUCGUGGUGUCUGGACCUCACAGAUUAAACUGUGUUUCGGAGGCAGACUCGUGGAUUUCACUGCCACUGGAAACAAAAAGCCGCGGAUGUUUCAAUGCAAAUUCGUACAGUGUUUAUAAAGACGUGUCGUAUUUCCCUCUUUUAAUUCCUGGGCUCUAAUAUUUUGUCAAUAUUUACAUCAUUUCUAUGCAAAAGCAUGUCAUUUUUGUGCGUUAUCUUGGCUUUUUCUGAAGUGUGUCUUUAAGGAAAGAAAAAAAAAAAAACUCCACAAUUGUGGGUUGUAGAAAAUAUUGUUUUCCGACGUGCUCAGAGUCAUUUGCAGUUGAUAAUACCCGUUACCUCCUUGCAUGGUAAAGUUGUUUAUUCUUUUCCUAAGGAAAAUGUUUCCAAAAAUCAAUGUGCGAACAUCUUCAGUCUGUGAAAAGCUGUUGACUGUGCACACAGAUACUGUAUUUAUAUAAGGCAAAUAGGUCCAAGCGCUUGGAUGAUUUCAUUUAAAAAAGAAAAAGAAAAAGGUCACAUGCUUCAGUAGAGUGUGUGCAUCACAGCAUAGACUGUGUAUUGUUUCAAAUUGUAUGUCUCUCCUCAGUUUAUCACUUUUGUAUUUGCAAAUUCAUAAAUAUGGUUUAUGAAAAUCUGAUGUCCAAACCAAACAAAGCCGCACAUAGAGAUAUCCUCAGUCUUUUGCAAAUAUACCAAGUUUUUCCCCCGUCACUGUAUGAAAUAUGAGGUUUAUUUGGUUUUCAGUGAAAAAUACCUUAAGACUGAUUUUCUUUCUUAAGGUUUUAUAGAGAUGAUGUCGUCUCUGCUGAAUGAAACAUAAUUAAAUAUGCACAUAUAGUGAGUCCAAUGAUAUAUUUAAGACUGUUAAUUAAAAAAAAAAAAAGAUAAAAUAGAUUAACUCAUGGUACUCGUAAAAUAUUCCGAGUAGCUCAGGAAUUAUGCUGAUUGACUGCUUGAUUGAUUGAUUAAUUCUGAUAUUUUGAAUAGUAUUCUCCUUGGCUGACAAAAUAAAAGUAUACAGACAA